Molecule: messenger RNA, 2276 nt
Organism: Rhododendron vialii
Lineage: Eukaryota; Viridiplantae; Streptophyta; Magnoliopsida; Ericales; Ericaceae
Product: protein FAR1-RELATED SEQUENCE 5-like
Exons: 2
Coding region: 184-2172 (662 amino acids)
Biological process (GO): regulation of DNA-templated transcription
Molecular function (GO): zinc ion binding
Source: RefSeq, a predicted model, not a curated record
AUCCAACUACUCUGUUUCCUAUACCCUUUUACACUUCUGGCGCGAAAAAUUGGGAGACAAAAAGUCUCUUUUUGUUUCUUUUAGGGUUUAUUAUUAACCCACCUAUGACACUUCCGUAUUGAGCGAAGAAAUAAAAAGAAGAGGGAGAAACAGAGAGCAGGGAGAAAACAGAGCAAACACAGCAUGGAGAUUGAAAUCAGUGGCUCUUCUUCCCCAAUCUCAUGUGAGGUUUUGGGCAUUGAAGAUAAUUAUGCAAGAGAUGAUUGCGAAUCUCGUCGUAAGUUGGAGUUUAAAGAUGAUGAUGACUUCUUUAACACGGAUGUUCCUAUCAAAGAGGAAGGUGAGCAAGAUGUUUUGCUUAACUCAUUAGAUGCAACAAGUGAUAUAAAUUUGCUUCACUCCCAAAUUCCCCAUGAGGCAAUUCCAAAACUUGACAUGAAAUUUAAGACAGAAGAGGCAGCUUAUGAAUUUUAUAAUGCUUAUGCGUACAAAGUUGGUUUUAGUGUGCGUAGAAGUAAAGAGUAUAAAGAUAAGAGCGGGAUGUUAGUGACUCUGAUAUUUUGUUGCUCUUGCGAAGGCAAACGGGGGAAAGAUAAACGAGAUAGUAUUAUAAAAUCUCAUCGCCCUGAGACGAGAUUUGGUUGUUUGGCACAGAAGAAAAUCAAAUAUUGUCGACAAACCAAACAAUAUUAUGUUGCUGAAUUUAAUCCUGUGCAUAAUCACGCAGUCUGUACUCCAAGUAAGACUCAUUUACACAAGUCUCAUAGGAAGCUUAGUGUUGCCCAAGCAGUUGAAUUAGAUAUGGGAAAUGACUAUGGGAUAGGUCCAAAGGCAACAGUUGAGUUUAUGGCUAGACAAGCUGGUGGGCGAGAGAAUCUUGGAUUUAUUCCUCAAGAUUAUAAAAAUUACUUGCGUUCCAAGCGAACUGUGCAAAUGAAGAGAGGCGAUACCGGUGGUGUUUUGGAGUAUUUGCAAAAAAUGCAACUAGAAGAUCCUAAUUUCUUUUAUGCCAUACAAGUAGAUGAAGAUGAUUUGAUAACAAAUAUUUUUUGGGCUGAUGCGAAGAUGAUGGCAGAUUAUGCUCACUUUGGGGAUGUGGUUAGUUUUGAUACGACGUAUAGGAAGAACAAAGAUGGCCGACCUUUUGCAAUGUUCGUUGGGGUGAACCAUCAUAAGCAAACCGUUGUUUUUGGCGCUGCAUUAUUGUAUUCCGAGUCUGCUGAUUCUUUUAUAUGGUUGUUUGAUAUUUUUGCCAAGGCUAUGGGUGGAAAGACACCGAAAACUAUACUUACGGAUCAAGAUGCAGCAAUGGCAAAAGCAUUAGCGGCUCAAUGGCCAGAAACAAUUCACCGCUUGUGCAUUUGGCACAUUUAUCAAAAUGCGGCUUCAAAACUUAGUGGUGCAUUUGCAAGAUUCAAAGAUUUUUCAAAAGAUUUUAGUGAGUGCAUAUACGAUUAUGAAGAUGAGGAUGAAUUUAUCAAUGCUUGGAAUGCGAUGCUUGAAAGGUAUAAUCUCCAAGAUAAUGAUUGGUUGAAGCGAAUGUUUAACCAAAAGGAGAAAUGGGCAUUGGUUUAUGGGAGACAGACUUUUUGCGCUGAUAUGACUACCACCCAACGCAGUGAGAGCAUGAACAGUGUGCUUAAAAGAUAUGCCAGCUACAAACAUGAUUUGUUGCAGUUUUUCCACCAUUUUCAAAGGUUAGUUGAUGAUCGCCGCUAUGAAGAACUAAAAGCUGAUUUUAGAGCAACUCAAAGUACUCCAUCUUUGUCCUUUCCGGUAGAAAUGUUGAAGCAUGCAGCAAGUAUGUACACCCCAGAUGUGUUUGUAUUGUUUCAGAGGGAGCUAAGCAAGGCUCAUGAUUGCAACUUGAAAAAAUUUGGUGAGAGUGGAACAGUAACUAAAUAUGAUGUUAGUCCUUAUGGCAAGGAUGAUCAACACCAUCUUGUUACAUUCGACUCAUCAGCAGAUAUGGUGUUGUGUAGCUGUAAGAAAUUUGAGUUUGUAGGAUUAUUAUGUUCACAUGCGCUUAAAGUUCUUUGCCAUAACAAUGUUAUGAGAAUUCCGGAGAAAUACAUAUUGAAAAGGUGGACAAAGAAUGCAAAAUCAGGGAGUACAGGUACUUGUGCACGGACAAGCUUGAUCGAAGAUCCAAAGGCAAUGAUGGGAAGAUGAUACAAAGAGUUGUGCCGCUUGUGUACCCAAUUAGCAACAAGAGCUGCUGAAACAGAGGAAGCUUAUAAUAUUGCUAUGGAUUGUCUUAAAAAAAUUGCGGAAGA